Lolium rigidum is the source of this 2106-nucleotide messenger RNA. Its product is annotated as probable glycosyltransferase At3g07620. NCBI's taxonomy places the organism in Eukaryota, Viridiplantae, Streptophyta, Magnoliopsida, Poales, Poaceae. The transcript has 9 exons. The record is from RefSeq and is a predicted model, not a curated record. Gene Ontology annotation, molecular function: glycosyltransferase activity. The coding region runs from base 1 to 1818 and encodes 605 amino acids.
AUGCCGCACCACAUAUCCUCCCCGCGCCCUCUUCUUCCGCGCAAGAUUCUCCAGCGGCGCCCCGCGGUGGUCGCCUGCGCCGCCGUCGCGGUGCUCGCGGCGGCCGCGAUUCUGCUGCUAGCCGCGCCGACCACCGAGGCCCCCAGCCGGACCUUACUGGCCGGUGGUUCCCUACCCUCUAGGCCUCGUGAGGAGCCGCAUGCGGCCGCGGCGGAGCGAUUCGCGGAGAGUUCCUCGCUGCCGCCAGCCGAAGCGCCGCCUCCUUCCCUCAAGAGUAGUUUUCCAUCUAAGAUUGCACCAGUCCCUUCCAUGUUUUCGGCAUCAGAACCUGAACAUCUAGAUACAAAGAGUAGUUUUCCAUCUAAGAUUGCACCAGUCCCUUCCAUGCUUUCGGCACCAGAACCUGAGCAUCUAGAUACAAAGGCUAUUUUUUCAACUAGGAUUACACCAUCCCCCUCCAUGUUUUUUGAACCAGCAUCUUCGCCGGUGGAGAAUUUUGAUGAUAGAUCAAUGGAGGAACCUGAGCAUCCAGAUAUAAAGGAAAAUUCACCAAAGGAAUCUGCCCCUUUUCUCCAGGAGCCUAUGUCCAGUGAUUCUACAAGCAGCUCGGAUGUCAGCUCAGAUAGAGUGCUGCCUCCAGACCCAGAGCAGAUACCACUUUGGUCAACUGCAGCAGAUGAAGAUCUUAUAUAUGCAAAGAAAGAGAUUGCCAAUGCACCAUUGGUAUCUGGUCAACCUGACUUGUAUGCGCCUUUAUUCCGAAAUGUGUCUAUCUUUAAGAGGAGUUAUGAGCUGAUGGAAGGACUUCUUAAGGUUUACAUAUACCAUGAUGGAGCAAAGCCCAUUUUUCAUUCUCCAUAUUUGAAAGGCAUUUAUGCAUCGGAGGGAUGGUUUAUGAAAUUAAUUGAGGGGGAUCAGAGUUUUGUUGUGAGAGAUCCAAACAGAGCUCAUCUGUUCUAUUUGCCAUAUAGUUCUCGUCAGCUGGAGCAUAAUCUUUAUGUGCCCGGAUCAAACACACUUGAACCGCUCUCUAUAUUUGUGAAGAAUUACAUAGAUAUGAUCUCUGCCAAGUUUCCGUACUGGAAUAGGACGAAAGGCACCGAUCAUUUCUUUGUUGCUUGCCAUGACUGGGGACCUUACACGACAAAACUACAUGACGAGUUGCGGAAGAAUGCCAUCAAAGCUCUCUGCAAUGCAGACCUCUCGGAAGGAGUUUUCAUCCGUGGAAGAGAUGUGUCCCUUCCCGAAACAUUCGUUAGAUCUCCAAGGAAACCUCUAGGUGGCAUUGGUGGGAAACCAGCCUCAAAGAGGUCCAUCCUCGCGUUCUUCGCAGGGCAGAUGCAUGGCCGAGUCCGGCCCAUCCUUCUCCGGCACUGGGGAGGCAAGGACGACGCAGACAUGAGAAUAUACAGCCGGCUGCCACGCCGGAUCACCAGGAGGAUGAACUACGUCCAGCACAUGAAAUCGACCAAGUACUGCAUCUGUCCGAUGGGGUACGAGGUGAACAGCCCUCGGAUCGUCGAGGCGAUCUACUACGAGUGUGUACCGGUGAUCAUCGCCGACAACUUUGUGCUACCCUUCGACGAUGUGCUCGACUGGAGCGCCUUCUCCGUGGUGGUGCCGGAGAGAGACGUGCCAAGACUGAAGGAGAUCCUGCUGGAGAUUCCGGAGAGCCGGUACGUGGCCAUGCAGUCCAACGUGAGGAAGGUGCAGAGGCACUUUCUGUGGCAUCCGAAGCCCGUGAAGUAUGAUAUUUUCCACAUGAUACUGCACUCGGUUUGGUUUAGCAGGGUAAAUCAAGUGCUCCAAGUACAGUAGCAGUGUAGAGCUAGUUAGUCGUCCACGUUUUUGUAAGGUGUUGUUAGUCUGAAGGCAGCAGGAGCAGCUGUAACCUGAUUAUGGACACUAGUGUAGUAGGUGCAGGUUUGAUCUCAGAGAAGGUGCUGAGUUGAGAUCCUUGCCUUCAAAACGAAAAGGAAAAAAGAAAGAGUUGGGAUCCUGACAUUACUGAAUAUGCCAAUAGAACAUCGACAUGUGUAUAGGUCAAGUCGAGUAACACAUUUUCAGGAACCUUGACAUUAUUAUUGGUCUGAUAAUUGAUCCUCA